Molecule: messenger RNA, 289 nt
Organism: Prorocentrum cordatum
Lineage: Eukaryota; Dinophyceae; Prorocentrales; Prorocentraceae
Source: the annotation of a GenBank genome assembly
GAUCGGCCUCGAUGCCAGCGCCAGCGAGGGCGAGGGCGACCGCCUGGUCUUCGUGCCCAUCCGCUGCGGGGAGGCCGUGGCCGCUCUGGAGGACGCGCUGGACGCCAUGAGCAGCAGCCACGGCUGCCCUCGGACCGCCUCGAGCUCCACGCUGAGCAGCCGCCAGGCUGCGCGGGGCGCUGGAGCCUCUCCGCGAGGAGAGGCGAUCUCCCCGUGUUCGGGCGCGACCCCGCCGCGGGUGGUGCCAGGCAGCCAGGGGCGCCCGACGAGGGCGGCGCGGCCUCCGGAG